Messenger RNA from Zophobas morio, 1757 nucleotides. RefSeq names its product proton-coupled amino acid transporter 1. The transcript has 9 exons. Bases 113 to 1579 code for a protein of 488 amino acids. Lineage: Eukaryota; Metazoa; Arthropoda; Insecta; Coleoptera; Tenebrionidae. Gene Ontology annotation, biological process: amino acid transmembrane transport. Gene Ontology annotation, cellular component: centrosome. The record is from RefSeq and is a predicted model, not a curated record. Gene Ontology annotation, molecular function: L-amino acid transmembrane transporter activity.
AGCACGCUUUAGUUAUAUCUUUAAAGUCAGCUUGCAAAGGUAUGUCUCUUGUCAGUUGUGAGUGCAUUGCAAGCAAGAUCAGUAAAUUGCUGAACAACUCGUUACAUACAGUAUGGAAUUACAAAACAGCUCAAGUGCGCCUCCAAACAGCACCAAACAACCAUGGAAUGGAUCGAAGUUAAAUUAUCAAACCGACCUAAAAGAUAGAAGCAAUGAAAAUGUAUUUAUGACUUUUCAGUCUAAGGAACCAAUCAUCUCCAUUCCCAUGCAUGAAAAGGAGCCCAAAGAUAAAGUUCCGGGGAGUGGAGGUGGACACGGUCAUGGUAUUUCCGUUGAACAUCCUACGUCAUAUGGAGAGACCUUGAUGCAUCUCUUCAAGGGAAAUGUAGGAUCAGGGAUCUUCGCGAUGGGAGAUGCCAUUCGAAAUGCCGGAAUACUUGUGGGACCGGGAAUUGUGUUAUUACUAGGAAUCAUUUGUGUUCACUGUCAACAUUUACUGUUAUCGGUCGCUUUAAAAAUGAAGGCUAAAAAAGAAGUAAACAUACCUCCAGAUUUUGCCGAAACAGUAGAACUUUGCUUCUCCACGGGUCCUCCAGCUAUGCAAAGAAUAGCAAAGUAUAUGAAAAGGCUCGUGAAUAUUUUCCUGUGCGUGACGCAGUUAGGUUUUUGCUGUGUCUACUUUGUUUUCAUAUCUGAAAACGCCAAACAGGUUUUAGAUUAUUACGGAUAUGUAAUGGACGUCCAUCUCCACAUGGCAAUUUUUUUACUGCCAAUUCUUUGCACAUCUCUGAUACGUAAUUUGAAGUAUCUGGCGCCAUUUUCCACUAUUGCCAACAUUUUUAUGUUAAUGGGAUUAAUUAUUACAGUUUACUACACAUCUCAGGAUUUACCACCGAUCUCUGAGCGACAGUAUGUAGCAAGUUUGUCUCAGUUUCCUUUGUUCUUUGGAACGGCGGUAUUUGCGUUUGAAGGAAUCGGACUUGUUUUGCCAUUACAAAAUGAAAUGAAAAAUCCGGCAGAUUUCAAAAAACCGUUAGGUGUUCUCAACGUUGGGAUGUGCGUAGUUAUGUUGUUAUUGGUCAUGAUUGGCUCUUUAUCAUACUGGCAUUAUGGUGAAGACAUCAAGGGUAGCGUUACUCUUAAUCUGCCUGAAACCGAGAUCUUGGCUCAGUCUGUGAAAAUAAUCAUCUCAUUAGGGAUCUUGUUCACGUACGCCUUACAGUUUUACAUUGCUGUAGAGAUUAUGUAUCCUAAUCUCCAGAGCCUUCUGGGUCCUUUCAAGUAUCCAGUUUUCGCUGAAUUAACUUUUAGAUCUGUUUUAGUGUUACUAACAUUUGUCCUUGCCGAGGCAAUUCCAUUCCUAAAUCUUUUUAUUUCAUUGGUGGGGGCAAUUAGUAGUUCUGCUCUGGCUUUACUUUUCCCCCCCGUUUUGGAUCUUGUUACGAGUUACAGUUUUGGAGAUCUAAAACCUGUGACAGUUUUUAAAAAUGUGAUAAUUUUAUUUAUUGGAUGUGUAGGAUGUGUCACUGGAACGUAUGAAAGUAUAAACUCGAUAAUUAGCGCUUUCGACAAACAAUAACAUUAAUUUUUAUUGAAGACUGUUAGUCAGUAAGUGACGUUCUAUCGGGAUAGUGGUUGUAUUUUAAUCAUUUAUUUAUUAUGUACAUGUUGUGUAUCAUAGUGUAGAAAACAUUUUAUUAUAAGUGAUCCUUAAUUUUGUAAAAUCUGAUUAGUGAUAAAUAUUUUCGAAUAUGAAA